UAAGGGAGUUUUGCAAAAUAGUCUUUAACAAAUUUACGUAUUUGUUUACUAAACAGCCGGAAGUGAAAUAAAGUUCUACAUACACUGCAUAUGUGGGAGAAAAAUCUCGCCUGGCCGUCAAGUAUUACAUUAAAAAGGGACCGGCUGGUAGUGAAAUCUCAGACAAACACCUACAUAAGCAUGCAUAUACACACACAAACUCAUGCACGCGUAUAGGUGAAUCUAUGCGAGUGCCUUUUGAGAAAGAAACAUCUCACUCUCCCAUUCUGCACCAUUGUGCCCAGCAGCAACAUACAAAAUCAACAACAACAAGCAAAAGCAAGCAACAACAAACGGAAAAGGUGUCAUCAUCAACGCGUUUAGACCAUGAGGAACGUAUUGAUGGUUGCCGAGAAGCCCUCGCUGGCUGCCUCAUUAGCUGCAAUACUUUCAAAUGGACGAAGCGUACCAAGGCGAGGUAACAGUAGUUGCUCCACGCACGAAUGGUCGGGCCAGUUCCGCAAUGAGGGUACUGUACACUUUAAGAUGACAUCAGUGUGCGGUCAUGUGAUGUCACUGGAUUUUAUUAGUAAAUUCAACUCCUGGGAUAAGGUGGAUCCCGUAGAACUUUUUGGUUGUCCAACCGAAAAGAAGGAAUGCAAUCCGAAGCAACAAAUGCGCUCGUUUCUGGCACAGGAAGCGCGCGGCUGCGAUACUUUGGUGCUCUGGCUCGAUUGUGACAAGGAGGGUGAGAAUAUAUGCUUUGAGGUCAUGGAUGCUGUGCAGCAUGUCAUACAGAAUGUGUAUAGUCCUAAAGUGACGUACCGUGCACAUUUCUCGGCUAUAACCGAAAAAGAUAUAAAGGGUGCAAUGGAAAAACUUGGCCAUCCCAAUGAAAAUGAGGCGAAGUCGGUGGACGCGCGACAGGAAUUAGAUUUGCGCAUUGGUUGUGCCUUUACACGCUUCCAGACCAAAUUUUUUCAAGGACGAUAUGGGGAUCUAGACUCGUCGCUCAUUUCGUACGGACCCUGCCAAACGCCCACUCUGGGCUUUUGCGUUAAACGUCAUGAUGAUAUACAAAACUUCAAGCCCGAAAGCUUUUGGUAUCUGCAGAUGCUUGCUGGCCAUCCGGAGUUUACGCUGGAUUGGGAGCGUGGGCGAGUCUUCAAAAAAGACCUUACCAAUAUGCUGCUCAAUCGCGUCAAGGAGCACAAAGUGGCCACCGUGGAGAGCGUCACCACCAAGGAAGCGUUCAAGAGCAAGCCGCAGGCUUUGAAUACGGUGGAGCUGAUGAGGAUUUGCAGCUCUGGCUUGGGCAUCGGUCCCUUUCAAGCCAUGCAAAUUGCGGAACGUCUUUAUACUCAAGGAUAUAUAAGUUAUCCGCGCACAGAGACCAAUCAGUAUCCGGAGAACUUUGACCUUCAUGCCGUGAUGCACGUGCUGACGCCGUCAAGUGACUUUGGCGCAGAGGCCCGCGCCAUAUCAAGCGAUUUUCAAACGCCGCGUAAGGGUAAGGAUGCUGGCGACCAUCCGCCCAUAACGCCCAUGAAGCUUGCUCAACGCAGUGAGUUUGAUCGUGACACCUGGCGUGUCUACGAGUUCAUUUGCCGUCACUUUAUGGGCACAGUGUCGCGGGAUCUAAAAUAUCGCGUAACCACAGUCAAACUCCGUGCCGGCGGCGAAGGUUUCAGCUGCACCAGCAACGUGUUAAUCGAUGCGGGUUACACCAAGGUUAUGACCUGGCUCGCCUUUGGUAAAGAUGAGGCCAUUCCACCGUUUGUUCAGGGCACAAAAGUGGCCAUCAAUGAUGUGCGCAUGUCAGAGGGCCAAACGGGUCCGCCUGAUUACCUCACCGAGGCUGAGCUUAUAACGCUCAUGGAGCAGCAUGCCAUUGGCACUGACGCCUCCAUACCGGUGCACAUUAAUAACAUAUGCCAGCGCAAUUAUGUGCGCAUUGAAACCGGACGCAAGCUCAUACCCACUACGCUGGGCAUUGUGCUGGUGCAUGGCUAUCAAAAGAUCGAUCCAGAACUAGUGCUUCCAACCAUGCGUUCGGAAGUGGAGCAUGCGCUGACGCUGAUUGCCAAGGGCUCAGCUGAUUUCAAAGCUGUGCUGCGCCAUGCCAUUAGAAUCUUUAAGCUUAAAUUCAUGUAUUUUGUGGAUCACAUUCUAAGCAUGGACAUGCUCUUUGAAAUAAACUUCUCCCCGCUGGCAGAGUCCGGCAAGGCGCAUUCGCGCUGCGGCAAGUGUCGACGCUACAUGAAAUAUAUACAGACCAAACCUGCGCGUUUGUAUUGCACGACCUGCGAUGAGAAUUACACGCUGCCCAAUGGCAAUGUAAAGGUGUAUCGAGAGUAUAAGUGUCCGCUGGAUGAUUUUGAGCUGUUGGCCUUCUCCACGGGCGCUAAGGGGCGUUCGUUUCCAUUUUGCCCGUACUGCUACAAUCAUCCGCCAUUCAGGGACAUGCCCAAGUUAUCUGGCUGCAAUUCCUGCACGCACCCCAGCUGCCCACACUCACUCUACACGUUGGGCAUAUCAAGUUGCGUUGAGUGCGAGACUGGCAUUCUCGUCUUGGACUGCACGCUAUCGCCCUCUUGGAAGAUGGUCUGCAAUCGUUGUGAUGUCAUUAUUAACUGCUUCAAAGGAGCCGUUAAAGUCACUGUCGAAGAUAUCAGAUGCCAAGAUUGCGGUGCACAGGUGGUUAAUGUUGUGUACAAACCGGAGAAGUCAAAAUUCAAGGAUGGCAGCGAGGAAAAAACGGGCUGCGUAUUCUGUUCGAUGGAUUUUGCACAUCUGGUGGAAAAACAUCGAGCUGUGGCCUCGCGGCAAGUAAGAAAUGGCGGUCCUCGUGGUGGCCCUCCUGGUGGCAACGCUGGCGCAUUAGUUAAUGGUCAUGGUCGCGGUGGACGCGGUGGUCGGCCGCCUAGGGACAAAAUGGCACAAUUGGCGGCAUAUUUCGUAUGACAGUCAAUAGAUUUCGAGGAUAUGAUGUUAUCCCAAAAAUGCAUUUAAUUCUGUAAUUCACAUUUUCGCGGUCAUAAAAAAACUUUAAAAUUUGUGUAAUUCACAUUUUGUCGUUAA
Drosophila busckii is the source of this 3060-nucleotide messenger RNA. RefSeq names its product DNA topoisomerase 3-beta (gene Top3beta). Gene Ontology annotation, cellular component: nucleus. Gene Ontology annotation, biological process: DNA topological change. Gene Ontology annotation, molecular function: DNA binding; DNA topoisomerase type I (single strand cut, ATP-independent) activity. The transcript has 5 exons. The record is from RefSeq and is a predicted model, not a curated record. Lineage: Eukaryota; Metazoa; Arthropoda; Insecta; Diptera; Drosophilidae. Bases 367 to 2943 code for a protein of 858 amino acids.